UCUUCUCUUGGAUUCAGCUGAGAGGGAACUCUUUCCUCACAGCACCAGACAGGCUUUCUGCUUUGCAGUCUCCCGUCAGUGUGCACCACUGAUAAAAAAGCCAUGUGAAGGUAUUUUUAAAGGAAAUUAUCAAUCCAUCUGAAGCACCGGUGAGUUAUGUGCCGUCUCCAGUGCCACAGUUAGGGGGCUUUCAGCAAAGCACCAUAUCAGCAUGCACUGCAAUUCAGAGACUCCAGCUGCUGGAAGCUCUUGCAAGCCAUAAACCACUGGACUCUGAUUUCCUCAAAUGCUGUAAAUUAGCUCGGAAGGAAUGGACAACUCCAACAAAAAACCUCACACAAGUCUUCUGAGAAGCCAGCAAGGGAACUAGAAAAAAAGAGCUUGACUUGCAAAAUCUCACCUGACCCAUGACUGCCUCUCUGCUAAUGCAACACUAAUUUAAGACACCUUUGUACAUCAGAUCCAAGGAUGUUUGUGCUGCUUUACAUCACAAGCUUCGCCAUCUACACGAGCGGACAACCUCUGCAAGGCCAGCUCAAAGGAGAAAACUACUACACCAGAUACGUCUGUAGCAUCCCUGGUUUGCCCGGCCCUGCGGGUCCCCCCGGAGCCAGCGGAUCCCCGGGGCCACACGGACGCAUUGGUCUUCCAGGAAGAGAUGGUAGAGAUGGCAGGAAGGGAGAAAAAGGUGAAAAAGGGAGUGCAGGUUUAAGAGGAAAGACUGGGCCAUUAGGACCAGCUGGAGAGAAAGGAGACCAAGGUCAGUCUGGUAAAAAAGGACCUGGAGGAUUGACUGGUGCCAAAGGUGAAGUAGGUCCAGCUGGACCACCUGGACCUAAGGGAGAUAAAGGAGACCGAGGAGAGCCAGGUGCACCAGGGGUCUGUAAGUGUGGAAAGAUAGUGCUGAAAUCUGCCUUUUCUGUUGGCAUCACCACCAGCUACCCAGAGGAAAGAUUACCAAUUGUAUUCAAUAAAGUCCUCUUCAAUGAGGGGGAGCAUUACAACCCUUCCACAGGGAAGUUUAUUUGUGCCAUCCCAGGGAUCUAUUAUUUUUCUUACGAUAUCACCUUAGCAAACAAGCAUCUUGCAAUUGGGCUGGUUCACAAUGGGAAGUACCGGAUAAAGACAUUCGAUGCGAACACGGGCAACCACGAUGUAGCUUCUGGAUCCACAGUGAUCUACCUUCAGCCAGAAGAUGAAGUAUGGCUUGAGAUCUUCUACACUGACCAAAAUGGUCUCUUUUCCGAUCCAACGUGGGCAGACAGUUUGUUUUCUGGAUUUCUCCUAUAUGUUGAUACAGAUUAUCUUGAUGCGUUAUCGGAUGAAGAUGAGCUCUGAAGCAGAUGAUGUCAAAGGACAUUCAAACUGGACACCCCAGCACAAGAUUUCAUCUAGACACGGGGGGGGGCACAAAGUUGAAAAAAAAAUCAUCUGGGAGUUUAUUUUUGCUUUGACAGGAACCAAAUCUGAGCUCACAAGGAUUUUUUUUAGAAUCUAAGCUGCAUUUUUUACCGAACAGCAGGGAUAUAAAAAGGAACUGUAAUUACCGAAAGACUGCAUCACUCCAGGACCCACUCCUCCUGAAAGCCAUGUUUAUAAUGCUAUUUAAACAAAUUUAAGAUACUGUACAUUGGAUUUUAUAUAAAAUAUAUUAAGUUGCAAUGUAGAAUGGGUAUUUUGUAUAUAACAUUAAAGAAAAAUUGAACAACUGAUGGCA
Messenger RNA from Calidris pugnax (ruff), 1717 nucleotides. It is a transcript of the gene C1QTNF7, whose product is annotated as C1q and tumor necrosis factor related protein 7. Gene Ontology annotation, molecular function: protein binding. Bases 469 to 1338 code for a protein of 289 amino acids. Lineage: Eukaryota; Metazoa; Chordata; Aves; Charadriiformes; Scolopacidae. The transcript has 4 exons. The record is from RefSeq and is a predicted model, not a curated record.